AUGACGGUGGUCCGUCUGUGCCGGAAGGAUCAACCACCGGAGGUGGGAAAGAGUCUUGUACCGAGCUAUUUUGCUGGUCGUCGCGGAAAGAGGGGGCUGGAGAGCACGGCGGUGAAGGAACUCCAUCUUGAUUCGUCGAGCGGCGGAGGCAAAGCAACGGCGGCGGUUCAGAUCGGAGAAUACAUGGCCUUCGUCGCUAGGUCAAACUUGUCCUCAGAGCCCCGUGCCCGAAAGAGAAGCCCCUUGCUUAACUAA
Messenger RNA from Arabis nemorensis, 255 nucleotides. NCBI's taxonomy places the organism in Eukaryota, Viridiplantae, Streptophyta, Magnoliopsida, Brassicales, Brassicaceae. The record is from the annotation of a GenBank genome assembly.